AUGAUGAACAACAACGGAUUCAGUACGGGAGAAGAAGAUUCCCGUGGACCGGCGGAUCAAAUCUGCUGUCUGCUAGACGAUGGAGAGCGUUGCCGGAAGCAGGCUGGUAACGCUUCGUACAGCAAGCGAAUUCAGAAGACGGUCACGCAACGAAGGCUGAAGCUCAGCAUCGACAGCCAUGCACGACAUAUCUACAUCUGUGACUUUCACAAAGCCCGAAUACAGUGCGCGCGUACGAAAAGGCGCCGCCGUGACUCGGAAGAUGAUAGCAACGAGACCGAUACCGAUCUGCCGGAGGUGGAUCUCUACCAGCUGCAAGUGAAUACGUUACGGCGAUACAAACGGUUCUACAAAGUGUCCACACGACCGAGCAGCAACAAAGCGCAGCUAUCGGAGACAAUCAUGAAGCACUUCAAGACGAUUCCGAUUAAGGAGAAAGAAAUUCUCACAUACUUCAUCUACAUGGUGAAAUCGAACUCGAACAAGCUGGACCAAAAGAAUAACGCCAGCGCAGAAGCUACCUGA
Molecule: messenger RNA, 525 nt
Organism: Anopheles marshallii
Lineage: Eukaryota; Metazoa; Arthropoda; Insecta; Diptera; Culicidae
Gene: Sap30
Product: histone deacetylase complex subunit SAP30 homolog
Exons: 3
Coding region: 1-525 (174 amino acids)
Biological process (GO): regulation of DNA-templated transcription
Cellular component (GO): histone deacetylase complex
Molecular function (GO): protein binding; transcription coregulator activity
Source: RefSeq, a predicted model, not a curated record